GCUACGAAGUCGGCGAGCUCUGCUUCUUGCUUGCGAUGAAGUAGAGCAGGGGACGAGUACCUGGAAUCUAGCAAGAUUGCAAUUUUGAAAUGCGGAUAGCCUGUUUGAUGGACAUUUUGUGAGAGAGCUUGCAUCCUACUCUCAAGACUGAAACCGCAGCGUGCCAACUAACGCGUACGGACUUGCACAUCCAAGUUGUUACACAAUUUACAGAUAUUGUUUUCCUUAAUUACAUAGUUCAUAUUUUCCAUUUUUUUAUGUAGCUCACACAGUUUUAUUGCAUAGGAUUGGUCAUAUCGGAUCUGAAUGGUUUUUGACGUAUUUGAUCAAGCGAAAGUGGAUUCUCUGUAUUGUGGAUCAAAGUCGCCAAAUAGCACGUCGACCAACAACAUGGAUGUUUUGGCGAAUUACAGUAUUUUCCAGGAACUCCAGCUUGUCCACGACACUGGCUACUUCUCUGCGAUGCCGUCCUUGGAGGAGAACUGGCAGCAGACUUGCCUGGAGCUGGAGCGCUACCUGCAGACGGAACCCAAACGUCUCUCGGAGCUCUUUGACGAGGAGCUGGACAGCCUGCUCACCCCGUCCUUUUCUAAGUCCGACAGCGAGGAGGAGCUCACUGACCCGCUGCUGCCCGGUCUGGCCGAGCCGCCCAGCCCCCCUCCGCCGCUUCUCAGCCCGCCUCGGGAGCGGGAGCACCCAUCGCCACCGUCCGGCACCCAGAGCCCGGACCCUCGGGCGGCGGCAGUGGCGGCGGGGGCCAGUUCCGGUUCCGGAGGGGUCAACGCGGCGCAGCUGAGCGCCGUCACCUCGCUGACGCCGCCCUCCUCCCCGGAGCUGGGCCGUCACCUGGUCAAGCCGGCAGCCGCGCAGACCCUCAGCGCCUCGGCGGACGGCACGCUCACGCUCAAGCUGGUGGCGCGCAAAGUGGGCCUCAGCGCCGCCAAGCUGGUGGCUGCCCACGCGUUGCCUCUGGCCCACGCCCGGCUGGGGUCCGGCGGCGGAGGUGGCGGUGGUGGUGGCGAUGACGGGGGCGAGGCAGGCGCCUGCCCGGGGUCCGGAGGUGGAACGGUGGCCACUGGAGGAGGGGAGGUCCCCGAGAACAAGAAGAGGGUGCACCGCUGCCAGUUCAACGGCUGCCGGAAGGUUUACACCAAGAGCUCCCAUCUGAAGGCGCACCAAAGGACACACACAGGUGAGAAGCCGUACAAGUGUUCAUGGGAAGGCUGCGAGUGGCGUUUCGCCCGGAGCGACGAGCUGACGCGACACUACCGCAAACACACCGGCGCCAAGCCCUUCAAGUGCAACCACUGCGACAGGUGUUUCUCGCGAUCGGACCACUUGGCACUACACAUGAAGAGGCACAUCUGAGGACGGUAGAAGAAGAACGGGGGGAAAGAGUGAGAGAACGAGGAGAAAAGAAGAGACGAGGGAGAGGAGAGAGGAAGAUUAAGACUAUAAGAGAGAGAGAGAGAGAGAGAGAGUGAGGUGUGACUUAUGAAAUGAACAAUGAUCCUGGCCCCAUCUUGAGAGAAAAAAAAAGACCCAACGACAAAAACUGAAACAUAUUCUUUGAUUUUGGGGUUCAGACGCCAAAACAAAAGGCUGAAAACACAAGAAUUGCUAACUGAUCAUCUGCUCACGAAACAAAUACUGAUCAGCUGAAAUGGCUGAUGAACUGGCCUCCGAUCAGCUCUAAUGGCUGUUAAACUGGUCUCUGAUCAGCUCACAUGGCUGUUAAACUGGUCUCCGAUCAGCUUGUAGCCUGUUGAGCUAGUCUCCGAUCAGCUCACAUGGCUGUUCAACUGGUCUCUGAUCAGUUCGUAUGGCUGUUGUGGUUGUUUUUUUUUUCUCUCCUUUCUUUUUUUUUGUUUUGGCCAAAGACUUCUUUCUAGGAGAGGAGCAACAGAUGGAAGCCAUGUUGCGUCAGUGUGGCCACCCGCAGCAGCCGAGUCUGAGCCAUGGGGAUCAGGUACUGCCAAGCAACAACGGCGUGCGUUCUAAUCACGCAACACUCGGUUCUUAUUUUUAACUAACGGACCCCGAGAGACCGCGUUUAAAAAGAGCCUGCCUGCACCUAUCAGCGAAGGACACAUCCGUGGUUUCGUGUUUGCCCGAGUAAACACACCCGUGCUUAGGCUGGUAUGCAUCCGGCACCCCCCUCCCCCCACGGCACUUUGCACUUACACUCGUGCGAGGAUGGUUGCUAGUUUCGAGAGGCAUGGUGACUCGUCCACGAGGAAUGUUGACAUUCAGAAUCUGAGACCAAAAUGGGAGAACCGCUCACUUUAGUGCUCUGUGCGGACACCAGCCCACUUGUGGGCUCACACACCUUCCUCUGAAGACUGUAUCUCUCUCUCUCUGUCCUUUCUUUCCUCUCUCCCUCUCUUUUUUGGCCACUUAGAAGCUGCGCAGCGACACUUUUGGACCUUUUAUAUUCUAUGAAAAAAAAAAAAAAAAAAGAAUCUCGUUUGGAACUACUAUGUCUUAACUAAAAAAAAAAAAAAAGCAUAACUUUUCUCCCCUGCUUUUAUGAACUUCAUUGUGGAAUGGACGUGCACAGAAGAAGAAGAAAGAAAAAAAUUUGCCAUAUGCACAAGCUUUGCGAAAGCCCACCACAGCCAGCCGUCGCGCCAAAAUCCACCCAGCGGGGGUAAAAAAAGAUUUUGUGAACUCCGAAAUGGAAAGCCAACUAGCAAAGAAGGCCCCUUUUGCUAUUGCAAUGUCCCCCCCCAACCCUAUCUUUUUUUGUCACUACCACUUUGGCAACUACUGGAGCCACCCUCCACCCCUACCCCAACCCCCAGAACAGUGUCCCUUUGGGCUUUCCAACAACAGCAUUGUCAUAUCGGCUCCCCUUUCUUCUCAAAACAGACUAAUGAGAAGGCAGCAUUCUUAAGCCUCCCCACCCCACCCAAAUGGACCAGCUUAAACCCUCCACCCAUUAGAACUGGUCACACAGUGCGUCAUACAAUUGUGUGACCACGCUGUCAGUGACACCUCAUGACUAGAGACAGCAGUUGGUUUGUCAUUGUUUUGUCUCAACCUGGGUCCUGCGAGACCCAUUGGGAUAUGUAGACAAAACAUCUGCCUCCACUUCUUGGAGCAUUAGUUUGAAACACUUUCUAAUGCAUUCUAAUGGCACCCAUGUUCCACCAUAGCUGAUGUCCACACAGGAAGUGGCUCUCUCAGUGUCUUUAUUUUUCUAGUGUGUGACACAGCAAGUACAGUAGACAAUGGCUUAACGAUGUAUAUGAGGAAAGUCCAUGGUGUUUGGUUUUUGUUUACGAUUUUUUUUUUCUUUCCCUGAGGUGAUAGGGGAUGGUUAUCUACCCUGACCGUGUACAAUCAAGAGGGGUUUCAGUGGCACUUUGAACAGAAAGUGUUUGUGAAUGUACUGUCUGUUUGUCUGUCAAGUUUGUGUCUCCGUCUGUGUGUCUGUCUGUGCAUGACUCCUGCCCAAGUUGAGCAGUGCAAUGUUGGUCAUGAAAGGGGUAUAUACCAAAAGAGAGUUUAAAAGAAGAAGAAAGAGAAGAUUUGUGCCCAGUUUUAUCUCAGCAUUUACAUAGACGAUCGGCAAAUUGGAAAUAUCUGAAUACACCAAUGCCCAGAAGGGUCCAAUAUGGCAUCAUUUAAGACCGGUUUGACUGGUUGCGCAGUAUAGCCUGAAAAACUGGACUGUGUUCAGUUUGGACUGGAUUCGGAAUGUGAUCCUACAGAGGAAUUCCAGAGAUGCCUAAAGCCAGUUCUGCCCAAGUGCCAGAGUCCUACAGAUGGGCCAAUACAGGCUCGGAACGACACAGAUGGACCAAUCACGGCUCAAAAAUAAAUGUCAAGGUGGUCGGA
Alosa alosa (allis shad) is the source of this 3843-nucleotide messenger RNA. It is a transcript of the gene klf7a, whose product is annotated as Kruppel-like factor 7a. NCBI's taxonomy places the organism in Eukaryota, Metazoa, Chordata, Actinopteri, Clupeiformes, Clupeidae. The transcript is spliced from 4 exons. Gene Ontology annotation, biological process: regulation of transcription by RNA polymerase II. The record is from RefSeq and is a predicted model, not a curated record. Gene Ontology annotation, molecular function: RNA polymerase II cis-regulatory region sequence-specific DNA binding; DNA-binding transcription factor activity, RNA polymerase II-specific. Bases 307 to 1368 code for a protein of 353 amino acids.